AUGCCAGCCUGGUGGACCGUGAUGGGGCCAAGUCAGAACCUGAUCGGCGCGCAGGAUCGGCAGAAGACGUACGCCCGUAGCUUCGGUCUGUGCAUCGCGCUCCUCCCACACGAAGGCGGUCUCGGGCUGAAUCGCCUCGCGCUCGCCGGGGUUGAGCCGCUGGACGACGAUGGGGAGCUGGCCGAGGAGGACGGCGUAGAAGAGGACGUGGGCACCCACUAUGUCACGGAUGCGGACGCCGGUGCAGAGGAGGUGGAACGAGGUGGCGGAACGAGGUGGUGGAGAGGAGAAGGAACAGGCCCGGAUGGGAAAAGGAUGCCAUACGCACGACACCACCCUAAUCUCGCGACUGUCGAAUACGCGCGGCCAAUGGGCGCAUCUUCUUUGUACGGGCGAAUCUUCUCGGAUCCCCCAGGGAGUCAGCUGGAUUGGGAUGGCCUGCGCCAUCGCUUGAGCCUGGUCGUCGGACACGCUUGGCAAGGCAGAAAGACCAAGAUCGGUAUCUCACCAGCGAUCGGCGCAUCCACGUGGCCUGUGCGACGGCCGUCGAGUGUCCUCUGCCUGCCCAAUUGUUCGUGCCGUCUCAGUCUCCCGGAACUUGACUUGACCGGCCUCUGUGUCGGGACUUGUCCUGACCACCAUCCCAUGCCGUUUCGCCCGCUUGGCAUGCGUCGAUGGGCAGCGCACAACGAGGCCCGUAAGGUCCGAGUGGUCAUGAGCGCGCCACUUGGUCUGACUGUUCUCCGGGAAGGGGAUUCUGCCGUGGACGUGAUGCGCCGGCGUUUCCACAUGGGCAAAGAGGAACGGUGCCGGCGGACAGUGGGUGAGGAGGGAGCGAGCAGCGGAUCAGAAGGAGCGAUUGCAGAGGGAAGCCCUUACUCGGGAAUCCUUUUCGGGACUUUGAUCCUUGCGACGGACGACCCUGUGCAUGGCUUGAGCAUGGCCAGCCUGCAUAAGAAGGGAGGAGCCCUCGCUUGCGGACUCAGCGCCCGCACGGGUCCUCUGAUUCGUCCAGCUCAAAUUCACCAUUCGUGUCCGGUGCACAGCUACACGCCAACCGAGAGCUUCUUUGAAUGUACUGCCUCUCAGGGUGCUCGCAAACAAGGCGGCCCGGCAACCCAGACCGAUUCGGUGGUGUCGUUGCUUUUGGUUAAAUCUACAAACCAGCUGCGAUGCUCGCUCGCCCGCACCAGAGCUGGGGGCGGCGCAAGGCAGGGAUGCAGACCCUUUCGAAGCAUCCGAGCUGGGCCAUUCCCGCCGUGGCUUGGAAGGCGACUCCUUGCGGGGCUACAUGGACCAUUCUCUGAGCGCGUGCACCCCCUUGUUGCCGAAAGGUGCCUUGCAGAGUGCAGGAUACUCGGAUAUGGUUUUGCCUCCGUGACACCCAUGAAGUAA
Molecule: messenger RNA, 1395 nt
Organism: Postia placenta MAD-698-R-SB12
Lineage: Eukaryota; Fungi; Basidiomycota; Agaricomycetes; Polyporales; Adustoporiaceae
Exons: 13
Coding region: 1-1395 (464 amino acids)
Source: RefSeq, a predicted model, not a curated record